UUAGCAGCAACGUCACCGCAGCACCAGCAGCAGUGGCAGCAGCAAGGAUACUGGGGCUGGGAUUGCGCAGCCUCCCUGCAUUAGCAAUGAUGCCAUUGUAUUAGCAGAAAUCAGAUCUUAAGAAAUCGGCCCAGUUCCUCCUGUGUGGACCCGUGGAACAGUGCCUCAGCUGGAACUGUCAAGGUAGAGCUUGGUCGCAGUACAAAAGGAACACAAGCCUCCGUCCGGGAGGGCUCAAGGCUCCUUGCAGAGGUGCCAAGCUUUCCUGAUGAAAUGUGUUCUGCCCCACUGGGCUCCGGGGGCAGUGUCUGGUGCUGUUAAUGCCCUUGUUCGAACUUUCCAGAAUGGAUAGUCCCCCAAAGCUGACUGGAGAGACCCUCAUCGUCCACCACAUCCCCCUGGUGCACUGUCAAGUCCCAGACAGGCAGUGCUGUGGAGGGGCAAGUGGAGGUAGUGGGAGCACAAGACCCAAUCCAUUCUGCCCAUCGGAGCUGGGCAUCACCAAGCCUGAUCAAGACCUAGGACAAGCUGACUCCCUGCUCUACAAUAGUCGGCACUCUUCUACAGGGGGAUCUGCACGGUCUGCAGACAGCACCAAGAGUAGGGGUCGGGAUGGAAGAGGCCCUGGGGCCCCUAAACGACACAAUCCCUUCUUGCAGCAGGAGGGUGUGGCUGAGCCAGGACUUGGUGACCUAUAUGAGGACAGCAUUGGUGAUAGUGCCACCCAGCAGCAGUCAUUCCACCUGCAUGGGGCUGGCCAGCCCACCUUCCAGCUAUCCUCUUUCCAGCUGCCACCAACUGGCCCCAGAGUGGGCAGGCCAUGGGGCACAAGACGUAGUCGGGCUGGAGUGGUGGAGGGGCAAGAACAGCAGCCAGUAACCACCUUGGAUACCCAGGAGUGCAGCACUAGCUACUGCUGCCGGCCAGAGCUGGAAGCAGAGACCAUGGAGCUGGAUGAGUGUGGGGGACCUGGUGGGAGUGGCAGUGGGGGUGGAGCCAGUGAUACCUCUGGCUUUUCCUUUGACCAGGAAUGGAAGCUCAGUUCAGAUGAAUCCCCAAGGAACCCCGGAUGCGCAGGCUCAGGACCCCAGCACUGCCGCUGCAGUAGCACAUCCAGUCAGUCCGAGACGGCUGACCAGUCCAUGGGCUAUGUGAGUGACUCGUCCUGCAACAGCUCAGAUGGCGUGCUUGUCACUUUCAGCACCCUCUACAACAAGAUGCAUGGCAACUCCCAUGCCAAUCUCAACUCAGCCCCGCAAUCUUGCAGCGACUCUUCCUUCUGUAGCCAUUCAGACCCUGGCGCCUUCUACCUGGACCUGCAAACCUUCCCUGCUGAGGAGUCCCACCACCCUAACCAUGGAGGAAGGGAAGGAGGCUAUGGUUGUCCUCAUGCCUCAUCUCCUGAGCUUGAUGCCAACUGCAACUCCUACCACCCACAUUGUGAGCCCUGCCCAGCUGUGGCUGACCUCACAGCCUGCUUCCAGAGCCAGGCCCGUCUUGUUGUGGCCACACAGAAUUACUAUAAACUUGUCACCUGUGACCUGUCCUCCCAAUCAUCCCCAAGCCCAGCUGGCUCUUCCAUUACUAGCUGCUCUGAGGAACACACCAAGAUAAGUCCUGCACCAGGCCCUGGCCCACACCCUGGCCCUAGCCAGCCCUCUGAGUAUUACCUAUUCCAGAAGCCAGAAGUCCAGCCAGAGGAACAAGAAGCAGGGGGUUCCUCAGAGGAAGCAGCAGCUCCCGUGGGCCCUGCUAUGAUCGAGGGCCAAGUGUACACCAAUACUUCACCCCCCAACCUUAGCACUGGACGUCAGCGCUCUCGAAGCUAUGAUCGCAGCCUCGAACGAAGCCCUCCUGUUCGCCUGGGCUCACUGGAACGCAUGUUGAGUUGCCCAGUGCGCCUGAGUGAGGGCCCUGCAGCCCUGGCUGGGCCUAGCUCCCCACCUAGGCGGGUCACCUCCUUUGCUGAGCUUGCCAAGGGCCGGAAGAAAGCUGCAGGCUCUGGCUCCCCACCACUUCGAGUGAGCAUUGGAGACUCCUCCCAGGAUUUCUCUCCUAUCCAAGAAACCCAACAAGAUAGGGUGGGCCCCCUGGAUAAGGGCACUCGCUGUAGCCAUAGCCUACCACCAAUGCCAUUGGGGCCAGGCAUGGACCUACUUGACCCAGAGCCCUGGUCCACCCAGGUCUGUCAGGGCCCCCAGUCAAGUGAGAUGCCACCUGCUGGCCUCAGAGCUGCUGAGCAAGGCCCCCUGGCCCAGCUGAUGGAUCCAGGGCCUGCUCUCCCAGGGAGCCCAGCCAACAGCCAUCCUCAGAGGGAUGCAAGAGCCAGAGCGGAUGGGGGUGGUGCUGAGAGCCGACCAGUCCUUCGCUACAGCAAGGAGCAGAGGCCAACAACGCUGCCCAUCCAGCCUUUCGUGUUCCAGCACCACUUCCCCAAGCAGUUGGCCAAGGCCCGGGCCCUCCACAGCCUUUCCCAACUCUACAGCCUCUCGGGCUGCAGCCGUGCACAGCAGCCUGCCCCACUGGCUGCCCCCACUGCUCAAGUCCCAGCCCCAGCUCCUUCAGGGGAGUCACAAGCAUCCGCCAACAAAGGGGCCGGGAAAGCUGGGCCUGAGCCAGAAACCUCACGGCCAUCACCCCUGGGCAGCUACUCCCCCAUUCGGAGUGCUGGCCCCUUUGGGCCCAGCACCGACUCUUCUCCUUCCACUUCGUGCUCCCCUCCCCCAGAGCAGGCCACAGCCACAGAAAGCCCACCCCCAUGGAGCCACUCCUGUCCUCCUGCUGUCCGGCCUGCUACCUCCCAGCAGCCACCAAAGGAGGAUCAGAAGAUACUGACCUUGGCUGAGUACCGACUCCAUGGAACAGGAAGCCUGCCUCCUCUGGGCUCCUGGAGAUCUGGCUUCAGCCGAGCAGAGAGCCUGGCCCGGGGAGGUGGUGAGGGCAGCAUGGCCUCCAGGCCCAGUAACGCCAACCACCUAUCCCCUCAAGCACUCAAGUGGCGGGAGUACAGGAGGAAGAACCCACUAGGGCCGCCUGGCUUGUCAGGGAGCCUAGACCGAAGGCCACAGGAAGCUCGGCUGGCCCGAAGGAACCCCAUCUUUGAGUUUCCUGGCUCCCUCAGUGCUGCUGGCCAUCUGAACUGCCGGCUGAAUGGUCAAGUAGUGAAGCCAUUACCACUGACCUGCCCUGACUUCCAAGACCCCUUUUCCUUGACCGAGAAGCCUCCAGCUGAGUUUUGUCUAUCCCCAGAUGGCAACUCAGAGGCCAUUUCCAUUGACCUGCUUCAGAAAAAAGGGCUCGUGAAAGCUGUUAACACUGCUGUGGACCUCAUUGUGGCCCAUUUUGGCACAAGCCGGGAUCCUGGGGUGAAGGCAAAGCUUGGGAAUAGUUCUGUGAGCCCCAAUGUAGGCCACCUGGUUCUGAAGUACUUGUGCCCUGCCGUCCGGGCUGUGCUGGAGGAUGGGCUCAAGGCCUUUGUGCUAGAUGUCAUCAUUGGGCAACGGAAGAACAUGCCGUGGAGUGUGGUUGAGGCUUCCACACAGCUAGGCCCAUCCACCAAGGUCCUGCAUGGCCUCUACAACAAAGUCAGCCAAUUCCCAGAGCUCACCAGUCAUACCAUGCGCUUCAACGCCUUCAUCCUCGGCCUGCUCAACAUCCGGUCCCUGGAGUUCUGGUUUAAUCACCUCUAUAACCACGAAGAUAUCAUCCAGACCCACUACCAGCCAUGGGGCUUCCUGAGCGCAGCACAUACCGUGUGCCCCGGCCUCUUUGAGGAGCUGCUGCUGCUGCUACAGCCCCUGGCCCUGCUGCCCUUCAGCCUCGACUUGCUCUUCCAGCACCGGCUGCUGCAAAGUGGGCAGCAGCAGCGGCAGCACAAGGAGCUGCUGCGGGUGUCCCAGGACCUGCUGCUAUCCGCCCACUCAACGCUGCAGUUGGCCCAGGCCCGGGGCCAGGAGGGCCCUGGAGACAUGGACAGGGCAGCCCAUGGGGAGCGGGUGAAGGGUGUGGGUGCCCCAGAAGGUGGAGAAGAUGAAGAGGAAGAAGAGGAGACAGAAGAGAUGGCAGAGGCAGCUGGGGGCUCAGGGCGUGGCAGGUGGGCCCAAGGUGGGCAGGCUGGCUGGUGGUACCAGCUCAUGCAGAGCUCCCAGGUCUACAUCGAUGGCUCCACUGAGGGUUCUAGGUUUCCCCGAGGUGGCAGCAAUAGCAGCAGUGGCAGCAGCAGUGAGAAAAAGAAAGGAGCCGGAGGCAGGGGGCCACCCCCCCGAGAGGGAGUUGUGGAGGGAGCUGAGGCCUGCCCUGCCCCUGAGGAGACUCUGGGCAGGGCCUGGCCCUUCUGGAUGGGAAGCCCCCCUGAUUCUGUGCUGGCCGAGCUGAGACGCAGUCGGGAGAGGGAGGGGUCGACUGCUCCCCCAGCAGAAAAUGAGGAAGGAACCUCUGAGCCUUCACCUGGGGGCAUCAAGUGGGGACACCUUUUUGGGUCCCGAAAGGUUCAGCGGGAAGCCCGGCCCACAAACAGGCUACCCUCAGACUGGCUGAGCCUGGACAAGUCCAUGUUCCAACUAGUGGUGCAGACAGUGGGUGCCCGCCGGGAGCCAGAGCCCAGGGAGAGCCUGCAGGAGCCACACCCUCCAGCCCUGCCCUCCAAGCCUCCAUGCAAGGUGACGGCACUGUGCCACCAUCUGGCCACAGGCCCUGGACAGCUGAGCUUCCACAAGGGAGAUAUCCUACGGGUGCUGGGGCCAGCCAAAGGAGACUGGCUGCAUUGCAGCCGUGGCACUGACAUGGGCCUGGUGCCUCUGGCCUACGUGACAUUGACCCCAACUUCAAGUCCAACACCCGGAAGCAGCCAAAACUGAGGCCCUGUGCAUGCUGGUGGCCUCGGGGACCCUCAUAACCCCCAGACUCAGAGCCUGAGAGCCCUUCCCUCUGGCUUGGCUACUGAGAGUAGACUGAGAGCUGGGGGCCACAUAUGCCUGUGCUCAGUAUUAAUUACUCCCCCUUAAUUGUCCCAGUGACCUCGUCCAGAUCUCCACCCAGGAAAGGAGGGAAGGGACACAGCACUGGGCUGCCAGGAUUUCCCCAGCCCAUCUGGGCCAGCCCUUCCAUGGGUACAGACAAGUACGUCUGUAUGGAGGGAGGUGACCAGAAGCCCAUUUGCAGGGUUCCCUAGGCCAGGUGGUGAGGAGGAGGGGUAACAGUAUUGGGGCCAGAUCCCUAAGCCCCCAGCUGUAAAUAGGCUGUGGCCAGUACCUGGUGAUCAGAAGAGGGAGGAGGAGCCCAGGCUUCUGUUUAUGUAUUUUAUUUAUUUAUUUAUUACACCUA
Equus quagga is the source of this 5322-nucleotide messenger RNA. It is a transcript of the gene RUSC2, whose product is annotated as RUN and SH3 domain containing 2. Gene Ontology annotation, molecular function: protein binding. The coding region runs from base 321 to 4856 and encodes 1511 amino acids. The record is from RefSeq and is a predicted model, not a curated record. Gene Ontology annotation, cellular component: cytoplasmic vesicle. NCBI's taxonomy places the organism in Eukaryota, Metazoa, Chordata, Mammalia, Perissodactyla, Equidae. The transcript has 12 exons.